AUGACCACCCGCUCUUUGAGGAAUGAGACUCCCAGUGUUGGUGCUCCGGCUGUCCAAAAGAAACCCAUCGGAGGUUUCCGAGGCGGGAUCGUCGGGUUCCUCUUUGGCUUUUCUCUGGCUUCAUCUUUUGCUGCUUAUCAACUACUAGAUGAAUACAAGCAGGCUUCUGCUGCAUUGCAAGCAAGCGUCGAGGAACUCAAACUCAGCACUGAACAGGUAACCACUCAGGUCCGACGUAUACAAGCUGUGGAGAAGGACUUGAAGGCGUUAUCCGAUGCUUCUGCAUCCAAGGAGGACAUAUCACGCGUUCGGGCAGAAAUGAAGAAGCUUUACGAUGGGCUGAACGUCGAAUUCCUUGACCUUAAAGCACAUGUUUGGGGUAUUCAACAAGAUGUACAUGCUUUGACCAAGAAGAAUGCUACAUCUGUCCGCAUAUAA
This is a messenger RNA of Lentinula edodes (shiitake mushroom), 438 nucleotides long. RefSeq lists its product as uncharacterized. Bases 1 to 438 code for a protein of 145 amino acids. The transcript has 4 exons. The record is from RefSeq and is a predicted model, not a curated record. Lineage: Eukaryota; Fungi; Basidiomycota; Agaricomycetes; Agaricales; Omphalotaceae.